This is a messenger RNA of Perca fluviatilis (European perch), 3318 nucleotides long. It is a transcript of the gene dcp1a, whose product is annotated as decapping mRNA 1A. Gene Ontology annotation, molecular function: mRNA binding; enzyme activator activity. Gene Ontology annotation, biological process: deadenylation-dependent decapping of nuclear-transcribed mRNA; deadenylation-independent decapping of nuclear-transcribed mRNA; positive regulation of catalytic activity. The record is from RefSeq and is a predicted model, not a curated record. Bases 53 to 1570 code for a protein of 505 amino acids. The transcript has 9 exons. Lineage: Eukaryota; Metazoa; Chordata; Actinopteri; Perciformes; Percidae. Gene Ontology annotation, cellular component: P-body.
UAUCGUGUGUCUCCAGAAAUCGGUCCGUGCGGGAGCAACAAUCACAUACAAGAUGGAGACCGUAAAUGCUGGACAAAUGAUGAGUUUAGCAGCUCUACAGAGACAAGACCCAUAUAUUAACAGGCUGCUCGAUGUUACCGGCCAGGUGGCUCUCUACAACUUCAACUCAAAAGCGAACGAAUGGGAGAAGACCGAAAUCGAGGGCACCCUGUUUGUUUAUGCAAGGUCUGCCUCGCCUCACCAUGGUUUCACCAUCAUGAACCGACUGAGCACAGAGAACCUAGUGGAGCCGAUCAACAAAGACCUGGAGUUCCAGCUGCAGGAUCCCUUCCUGCUCUAUAGGAACGGCAACUUGGGUAUCUACAGUAUUUGGUUCUAUGACAAGAGGGACUGUCAACGCAUCGCUCAGCUGAUGGCCAAGAUUAUGAAACAAGAAGCAGACCAUGCCCAAAGAAAGUCGCCGGAGAGGGCAGAGCCUGGAAAGACCAAUGGUGUCGCAGAACCACGGCCCAUCGACAUCCUAGAACUGCUCAGCAAAGCCAAGGAGGAAUACCAGAGAGCUCUAACAGGUGACACAGAUGUGUCCGCAGAGCCUAAUGUGAAAUCGGCCAUCAAUGCCACGGAGCAUGCCCACAGCACACCACAACCAGAAAAGAGCUCUCAUACAAUGGUGAAGCAGAUCACAGUUGAGGAGCUCUUUGGAUCGUCCCUCCCUAAGGACCCCUCUCUACCCACCAUGCCCACACAGAACACCACCACAGCUUCCAGUGACCCCUCCACUGCUUACCUCCGGGACCAGUCUUAUCCCUCUCCAGCCCGCCAACACCCACUCUUUCCUCCCCAUGUCACAUCCCAGGACCCUGGUUCAAGUCAGCGGCACCAAGUACACGGCCUGCUCCCAGCUCCGUAUGCGCUACACCCCAGCCCUGUUUUUCAGUCAGUGGUCCCCAGGUCAGACCCCCAACCUCAGUGCUCAGUCUCCCCUCUCAUGGUGCUUCCAGCUGGCUCAGAGCCUCGUGCUCUCCCUGGUCCUGCAGCACCAUCAGCAGCUCCUACGGCCUAUUUGGGACAGGAGAUACUCAACACCCUCAAAGCAGCAGUGCCAUCUGUGAAUUCGGACAUCCACAAACCCAUCCUCGCGCCAAACUUUCUGCCAAGCAUGCUGUUCCCACCCCACAGCUUCCAAGAGCCAAUGGGGAAACCUAUUCUUCAGCAUGGCAAGGAGAUGGAUGUUUUCUCUCAGCCUCCAAACCUGAUUAAACCAAUGUCUGCUGUCCCCAUUAGUCCAGGUCUUGCUGUUCCAAGGCCGGCAAAUUCUGUGCUCCUCUCCCCCAGCGUCUUCCAGCAGUCCAUCAGUAAAACGACAGCAGCAGCAUCAGUGGUCCCUCCUGCCCCCUCCGAGCCCUCGUCCUCUGUAGGAGCUUUAGAGCCUCCACAAGCAGCCUGCAGCAUAACACAGCUGCAGGAUACUCUGAUACACCUCAUUAAGAAUGACCCAGAGUUCCUCAGUGCCAUUCAUGAUGCUUACCUGCAGAGUCUGUCCAAGGACUUCAGCAACAUGAAGCUAUAGUCUACUUCAACCAUCAUCACUGACACUUUCAGCGCUACCGCCCCUUUGUAACCUUUGAAGAAUCCAGAAGUUAAUGGGAGUUAAAAGCAGUGCAGAUAACAGGUUGUUUACACACUGUACACCACAAUGCUUCAGAACUAGUCUGUUCUAAGGGUUAUUAUAGCAUGCAGCGUGCCAUUUAACCCUUUGUUCCUGACUCCGAACUUGAACUUACAUGAACACUGAUGCUUUCCUGGCUACUCGCGUUACCUUGGACUAAUUUUAUGUCUGCUUAGUCAAACCAGAGCUACUGUGGGAGAAAAGGAUGAGAUAAAACUUCCCAGUGUGGCCUUGGGUUCUCAUUUUUACAUUAUAAAUAUAAUAAAACAGUUGGCCACAUACUGGAAGAUUUAGCUGUUGCAGGUUUGAGGACAGGGCCACUGUCAUUCACUUUUGGCCUUGGAAAAGACAAUUUUGGGAAUCGCAGAUGCUGUUUCUCUUACUCAUCUCACGUCUUUGGACUUCUCGCAGUGCGAAUGUAUGGGGACAGUGAUUACACACUUAACACUGCUUAUUAAGAGAGAGACCUCUGUGCUGGGGACCUCAGAACUGUUUUGGGGGUCUGUCCCACUGUGUGGCGUUCAAAAAGGACUGCUCAUUUUCCUAUUUUUUUUUUUUUUUUUCUUUCACUUUUUGAACCUUUUACCUUGAAGUAAUGCUGAGACAUGUAUGAACAGCCAUCACAGUUUUAGUGCCAUUUGUUUUUGAUGAGUUUUUUUCAGCCCUUGUCCAAGGAAGAUAAAGAAGUUCCAUUAUUUUUUUGGAGAAGCACUUGCAGCUCACUCUAAGAAUCCGUUCCUCCCGGCUGAUUUCUUUUUUUUUUAUUUUCUUUUUUUUAUGUUAUGUUACAGCCUGUGACGUUUUCAUGAAGACACAGAAACGAACGCACAAGCCAACUUCUUUGUUCCUUUUCUUUUCUCGACAUUUCUCCCUGUCCUUACUCUUUCUCUCUCUUUUUGUCUUUCCCCUCGUCUGUGCCGUUCAUCUCUCCUCCACCAGCUGAGCUCAGUACUUGAUGUCCUUGGAGGGGAACGUGCAAUAGACAUUGUGGGAUACUUUAGGAUGGUACAGUAGAGCUAAAUUUAUCUGAACCUCUGGGUUCUGGUUCUGCAAUGAUGUAUAAUUUUAUAUCAUGAGAAAAAAAAUACACACAUUGCUAUUAAUUUAGGAUUAUUGUUUACAUUUACACCUUUAAUAUUAAAUUGCUUAAAACAUAGGGGACUGAUGUGCUUUUGAUAGCUUCAGUAUGUUUCAAACCAGUUUAUACCAGUAAUCCACCUAAUGUUGAAAUAUAUAUAUACUACCUCCAUUCCUGUUUCUAAAUUUAUUUUUUCCAGCCCACAGUUAGGCUAAAUUAAUUGUGGUAACUUGUCGUUUUUUGCAGUAAAAGGCUACUGCAGCACAAAACCGUACACUCUGCAGACCGCAGUGGGAACAGGAAGAAGCACAUCUGCCUCCUCAUCAUGUGUAACGCUGUGUAACGCUGUGUAACGCUGUGUAACGCUGUGUAACGCUGUGUGGCUUUUAAUGCAGUUUGUGAACAAAAAACUAUUCUAAUGUACAUCAGAAAAUAAGCUUUCAAAGAUUUAGAAAGGUUUAUGUGGCGUGUGGGAAUUUUUUUUUUAAACCCCCACACAGAUUACUAAUAUGUUUCAUUUACCACAAAAUGUUCAGCACAUACAAGACCAUUACAAACGUCUAAAAAUAAU